Exophiala viscosa is the source of this 2588-nucleotide messenger RNA. RefSeq names its product T-complex protein 11-domain-containing protein. Lineage: Eukaryota; Fungi; Ascomycota; Eurotiomycetes; Chaetothyriales; Herpotrichiellaceae. The coding region runs from base 430 to 2355 and encodes 641 amino acids. The record is from RefSeq and is a predicted model, not a curated record. The transcript has a single exon.
GAGCUUUGAUACUCGUCGCCGCACGGUUUCUUUUGUUUUGACGCGCUUUGACAUCGCACCUUCUCAGCCCCAUAUCAUCACCUUCCUCAUGGUUAAACGCCUUGCGGUCCCGCAACAUCGCAGCAAAACCCAAUCGCUCAUGGCCAACUUGCAUAUCACGAGUCUGUAACACCAACCAAGCUAGUGUCCCGGAUACUGUGUCCAAGCAUAUGCUUGCAGUGUCGCAAACAGACAGUCUGUCCUACGGUCUCGCAAGACGCUCUUCCGCCUCAGAAUAUUCACGCCCAACGCACAAGGAGCUGCUCACCUUGGUCCACGUCUGACAGACCCCCCUCAUUCUCCUCAAAGCCUACGGACCCCGCCCUGAACGGCCACACAGGUGAAUGAUGCGCCAAUUAUAAUGAACUCUUACCUUCAAAGAAGUAUUACAUGACGAAUUCGGAACAAGGCGAGUAUGAAAGCGACGACAGCGGCAUGGGAGAAUGGGGCAAUGAACGUGUUGCAGAUCGUUCAGGGAGGGCCCAAAAAGCAGCUAUAACAGAUAGGCGUUUUCCAGCUGAUGCCACAAACUAUCGGCUUACCGAGCCUUCGGCAUCGUUUACAUCAACUGCCAUGGCGUCGUCGAUGCGACCUAAGGUUGGCGUACCUGGCAAAGGGAAUACCCAAACUGGGGGAGAGCUCGACUUCACCAACGGCUCGGACGCGGCUCUGGGCACGUUGGCAUGUGAACAUAUCUCUGCGUUAGACUACAGCAUUGCAAGCACCGUUGCAACGUCAUUGUCAGUCGAAAGAGGUAGCCUCGUGACAGAAAGUGAGCAGAGUGAGGAGUGUUCGCCGGAUAAAAGAUUAAUCCCGCCAUGCACAAGCGAGGAAGAUCGCGCUGCCCUUCUUCAUGCCACCUUCCUUCCCCCUGUAACCAAAGGGUCUCUUGAAGAGUUGGAUCUUGACUGGAUUCAGUCAAACAUAAACCUUCGAGUCGACCUAAACUAUGAUCACGACCUCCACUUUACACCAGUGUCUGGUCACAAAGGCAGACAGAAGAAAGAAGAAGCGGUGGAAUAUUGGUUGAGCCUUGCGGCUGAGUUGAGGAUAGCAUAUCAACACGGAACACUCGAUGACUGCGCAAGCUGCCCGAAAGCUUCUCCUCCUUCAACGCCACCAUACUUCACUCCAAGGCUGUCCCAAAUGUUCCUCAGUCUGCAAGAUCUCCUCUUGACAUUGGUCCCAGACCACGAUCGAGAGCAAGUCAACCAAUACUUUGACAUCGAAUUGCUCCUACAGGAAGUAUCUCACGGGCUGUUGGACGUCAUUCGACUUGCACAAUGGCUUUGCGGGCUCCUCACCACACACUGCGCCCCAAUGAGGGAUGAACUCGCGCAAGAGAUGGCGGAGCAGAUACAAGAAGGCGCCGAGAAAGGAGAUCUGCAAACCCUUGUACAAGGAAUCGAGAAGCUAUUUGCCUUCCUUGAAGCUAUGAAGCUUGAUGUUGCCAACCAUCAGAUCCGAAGCUUUCGCUAUCAUCUGAUUGAAGAUACAGUGGCAUUUCAGCAAGACUACUUUCACACUCGUCUUUGGGGGGGAAAGGUGAAUGCAAAUGCCUCAAAGCAGUGGUACGAAGAGGCAGUUCGAAAGCACCACGAGUGCAGUAUAUCAAUUACGAUUCGCAACACACCAGCUCACAGCGCUUUGAUUCAUGGACUCGUCGAGCUCUGCUGCUCACCGAGCUCAGUCAUACCAGAGACAUUGAAACAUGACCAGGCUCGGCUGCAGACCAUACGCAAUGAAAUUCAGGACGUAGUGCACCUGGUCAUAUCCCUGACGGUGUUUGAUCACUUUGUCCAGCACAUUCUUGGUGGUCAAAGGCCGGUGUCGACCGUGCAAACCCAGAUUCGCCAGACGCGUAAGCUUCUGGAAAGUCGAAUCAUGGACCUCACGGACGGCACCAUGGCACGCAACAAGAGCAUCACGGAGGUGUGGAGUCAGAAUCAUCGAGCCAUCGCCCUCGAGCUUACUCGUGCUGCCUGGGUUGCCUGCGGUCGGAAUCCUGCAUUGCUGGUCCAUGCAGAGGUUGACAGUAAAGCGAUAGAGCUAUCGAACAGUUUUCGUUCACAUGGUCCAACAACGGCCAGAGUACUACGCAAAGUCCUCGAGAAGGCGACACACGACCAUGCUAAGAGGUUUCACAAGAUGACAACAUUAGCGAUAUCGGAAGACCAAAGACAAUGGCAUCAAGUUCGGCAACAAAGACAACAAGGGCGCAACCGUCCCGGGAUCGAGGAGCCGGCAAGGAUGUUGGCCCAUGUCGCAGUGGUGCAUUGGAGGGUUUGGGCGGACUUGGUUUAUCUGGCGCAAUAGGGUGCUUGAUUGAGCGACGGCGAAAAGGACAGCAUUCAACAGGAGUUUGGUCAUGAGGGUUAAAUUGUAAAACUAGGUGACAGCAUCGAAGAUACCCUUUGUUUUUGGCGAACACAAAAGGGGCCCGUUGGCAGGAAUAUGGGCAUGGUUCAGGAGUUAUGUAGCAACUGUUCUUUCAUUGUACCCUUAGCCUAUAGCACUUAUUAAUGCAAUGCCUCUGAUGAGGUCACUCA